Messenger RNA from Camelus dromedarius (Arabian camel), 2168 nucleotides. It is a transcript of the gene ABHD6, whose product is annotated as abhydrolase domain containing 6, acylglycerol lipase. The record is from RefSeq and is a predicted model, not a curated record. The coding region runs from base 218 to 1231 and encodes 337 amino acids. The transcript has 10 exons. Gene Ontology annotation, cellular component: mitochondrion. Gene Ontology annotation, biological process: acylglycerol catabolic process. Gene Ontology annotation, molecular function: monoacylglycerol lipase activity. NCBI's taxonomy places the organism in Eukaryota, Metazoa, Chordata, Mammalia, Artiodactyla, Camelidae.
GCUGGCCCGGGAGCCGAGAGCGGCGCGGGCGCGCGCGCAGCUGCUGCGCCAGAGUCGGGGCCAGAGGACGAAGAUCCGCGUGGGAUCGAUCGGCAGGUCCCAGGCGGACUGAGGUCAGAGCCUCUUUUUCAGCUUCUGCCAGAGCCAGUAGCAGUUGGGAAAGAAGGCUGUGCUCUUUGAAGUCCCCUGCAGGUGUCAGCCAGCCCGAAAGAGCAAGAUGGAUCUUGACGUAGUUAACAUGUUUGUGAUCGCGGGGGGGACGCUGGCCAUCCCGAUCCUGGCCUUUGUAGCCUCGUUUCUCCUGUGGCCUUCUGCACUGAUAAGAAUCUACUACUGGUACUGGCGGAGGGCGCUGGGCAUGCAGGUCCGCUACGUCCACCAUGGCGACUAUCAGUUCUGCUACUCUUUCCGUGGCAGGCCUGGCCACAAGCCUUCCAUCCUCAUGCUCCACGGAUUCUCUGCGCACAAGGAUAUGUGGCUCAGCGUGGUCAAGUUCCUACCAAAGAACCUGCACUUGGUCUGCGUGGACAUGCCAGGACAUGAGGGUACCACCCGCUCCUCUCUGGAUGACCUGUCCAUAGACGGUCAAGUCAAGAGGAUACACCAGUUUGUAGAAUGCCUGAAGCUGAACAAAAAACCCUUCCACCUGAUUGGCACCUCCAUGGGCGGCCACGUGGCUGGGGUGUAUGCUGCCUACUACCCAUCAGAUGUCUGCAGCCUGUCUCUUGUGUGUCCUGCUGGCCUGCAGUACUCAACUGAUAAUCAGUUUGUACAGCGGCUUAAAGAACUGCAGGAGUCAGCCACCGUCGAGAAGAUUCCUUUGAUCCCAUCCACCCCAGAAGAGAUGAGUGAGAUGCUCCAGCUCUGCUCCUACGUCCGCUUCAAGGUGCCCCAGCAGAUCCUGCAAGGCCUGGUCGACGUCCGCAUCCCUCAUAACAACUUCUACCGAAAGUUGUUUUUGGAAAUCGUCAACGAGAAGUCGAGAUACUCCCUCCAUCAGAACAUGGACAAGAUCAAGGUUCCGACGCAGAUCAUCUGGGGUAAACAAGACCAGGUGCUUGAUGUGUCUGGGGCAGACAUGUUGGCAAAGUCAAUCGCCAACUGCCAGGUGGAACUCCUGGAAAACUGUGGGCACUCGGUGGUAAUGGAGAGACCCAGGAAGACAGCCAAGCUCCUCGUCGACUUCUUAGCUUCUGUGCACAACACAGACAACAACAAGAAGCUGGACUGAGGCCCUGACGGCAGCCUGCGCUCUGCACCCAGCAUCCACUCCUGUCUCCCAAAUCUGACGUGGCCACCACUUCUCAGGGAUCCUGCCCCAAACGUGGUGGGAGCAGCCACCUGAGGAAGCCAGUGCCCCGGCCCCAGUCUCUACAGAUCCACAGAGCUUCAAGGGCCACGAGGAGCGCUCCAAGAUGUUUUUUGCAAAAUGCAAACUCAUGUGGAACAAAAUAAGAAAACCCAUCCAUGAAAUCUACCCAGAAGUCCUCAGGUUCACGUCGCUAAGUGCCCACCCCGGACCACAACCACUGAGGACAUUUUCUCUGAGAUGCUCCUUACAGACUGAGACUCGAGGUAUUUCUGUCGCUUUAGACACUCUCCCCUGCAUGGUCCGUGGCUGUUUUAGGAGCAUUAGUCCCCAUUCACCAAGCCCCUCUUGUUUAUCUCUAAUUUAAGUUUUACUUAGAGUCCCACACAUGAAGGAAGUGCAUCAGCUGCAAAACCAGGGAGGAGCAUGGCAGCCUGUAGGAAAUACUUACACACGCAGAAGGGCAUGUGCUGCCUCAGCCAGCUCGGGGCUGCGGGAAGCACAGGUGGGUGACUUGAUUGGCACCCUCGUGUCAGAUAUGUUGCAAGUGAACCCCGAAAGCUGCAGGAGGAAGAACAUUGGUGGGGGGGGUUCCUGGGAUAAUUUAUUAUCUUUAAAAACAGGACUAAUAAAGCAAUAACGUUGUAGACAUCUAUCUAAAUAGUCAGACUCGAGUUCCACUCACAAGCACCUCGUGGGCCUCUUUUCUAUCUUGCUGAGCUACUGAAAACCCUUGGACGUACAAUAUUAGCUUGUUAAUGAAUUCUGUGAAUUCUGUGGACAAUAAUGUGAUUGAAAAUAAGUCUAAACAGCUGUAAAAGUGACCACAAUGACAUGAAAUAAAUUCAAUCAGUCUAGA